AUGUCAAUGGAAAUAGAUGAACUAGCAGAAACUAUUAUGGAUUGUGUAAUGAAUAGUCAUAUAAUUUCGGAAGAAGGACGAAGCUACAUUGAAUAACAUAUACCUACAAAGCCACCUGAAAAUGAUGUAUAAUCAGCAAGAUUUGAUUUAUAUGAGAAGACAGGCAAGGAGAGAAUUUAAAAAGUUGCCCUAGUUUUCAAAACCCAUCAGGAAGCCAGAAGAUGGUAUUCAUAAUUCAAAUAACAUGCGACUACUCAUUAGAAAGUCCAUAAGAAGGCUGCACUUUUGGAUAAUGUUCUAUUUAAGUAUGGGGAUUAUGGGAAAUCACUAUUCUAAUAUGCAGAAUACAUAUGUGAAUUUAUAGAUCAACAACCAUUAUGUGUCUUCUAACACAUGAUUCCAGAUCAUGAUCUAAGAUUAUCUGAAACUCAUCCUUAUUAUUUUAAAAUUCAUUGGGCUUUUAGAGGAUUCAUGACUCCUUAAACUUCAAGUAUGGUGAAAGCAGAAAGAAACCCAUCACUAAUGAACAAAUUAAAAGACGAGGAGAUUCCAAGAAAGAUUGUUCCAAUAGAUACUUAUAUGCGAUCGUUAAUGGAUAAAAAUAACAGCAGUGAUGAUGAUGAUGAUUAAUGA
This is a messenger RNA of Paramecium tetraurelia, 633 nucleotides long. RefSeq lists its product as uncharacterized. The transcript is spliced from 3 exons. The record is from RefSeq and is a predicted model, not a curated record. Lineage: Eukaryota; Ciliophora; Oligohymenophorea; Peniculida; Parameciidae.